AUGCCCACCGCUGGCCUCGAAGUGUCGCCGAUUCGCUGCCUUGCCAGACCUCCGGUUGGCAACCCUGUUGCCCAGAGCCACACCCAAUCAGAGUGGCAGAACCACACCGGCCUAACCGCUUCAGCCAGACCCACUUCAGCGGGCCACUGUCGCCAGACUCGGGCCGAGGCAAGCGGUGAAACAGAUCGUCGAAGAGAUUCCCUCCAAACCGGCUCGACUCAACUCGACCUGCCUCCUCAACCGCCUCAACCGCCUCAACGGCGUCGUGCAGUCGAAAGCGAUGAACUUUUUCACUCCGCCAAUCGGAUCGGCGUUCCACAUGAGUGCGCCCAGCAUCAGCCGCCUUUCACUAAAUCGCGGCCAUUUGUCCUGCUGGUCUGCUAUUCACAAAACCUUCACUUUACGUUCAUUCAAGCAGCUCAUCUUUCCUAA
Protopolystoma xenopodis is the source of this 432-nucleotide messenger RNA. The record is from the annotation of a GenBank genome assembly. NCBI's taxonomy places the organism in Eukaryota, Metazoa, Platyhelminthes, Monogenea, Polystomatidea, Polystomatidae.